AGGUGUUGGAUAAAUAUUAAAUUCGGCACGAUGAGUAUCCAUUUCUACAAGCAAAGCCUUCUUCUCCCGCAAUUCAGCAAAAAGGGGGCAAAUUGAAAGACGUUUUAGUUCACAGAAUCGCGGAUUUCAAUCAUCGCAAUCAUCAUUGAAGCCGAAAAUUCAGGUGAAUUUGAAGCAAUUGCCAUCACGCAGAUUAAAGGGGGAAUAUGCAGAGAAACAGACGGAGGUGUGAGAGCACUGCAAUGGUUUCUAUCAUCCUCGAUCUCCGCCCCGGCGGCGGACUUGGUCCGUUCACUCUCGGGAUGCCAAUCUGCGAAGCUUUUGCUCAGAUAGAACAACAGCCUAAUAUCUACGAUGUUGUUCAUGUCAAGUACUAUGAUGAGGAGCCGCUAAAACUUGACAUUGUUAUUAGCUUCCCUGACCAUGGGUUUCAUCUUAGGUUCGAUCCUUGGUCUCAGCGGUUGCGUCUUAUUGAAAUCUUUGAUAUCAAGCGGCUGCAAAUGCGGUAUGCCACUUCAUUAAUUGGAGGAACAUCUACUCUAGCAACUUUUGUUGCCGUGUAUGCUCUUUUCGGGCCAACAUAUCCUGGAAUUUAUGACAAAGACCGGGGCGUGUACACUCUAUUUUACCCAGGAUUAUCCUUUGCAUUUCCAAUUCCGUCACAGUAUGCACAGUGCUGUCAUGACCGAGAAGCUGAGCUCCCACUGGAGUUUCCCGAUGGAACAACCCCGGUUACUUGCCGUGUCUCAGUUUAUGACUCUUCCACAGACCGCAAAGUUGGUGUUGGAUCUUCAAUGAUGAAGGCCUGCGUGCCUCCAUUAGCAGCUGGCAGCCUCUACAUGGAAGAAGUUGUAGUGAAGUUAGGGGAAGAAUUGUGGUUUACAGUUGGUGGUCAACAUAUAUCUUUUGGUGCAUCACCACAGGAUGUCUGGACUGAAUUGGGCUGCCCCUGUGGGAUUCAUCAGAAACAGGUGGACCAAAUGGUAAUCCAUUCUGCUUCUGAUCCGAAGCCAAGAACCACCCUCUGUGGUGAUUACUUCUACAAUUAUUUUACACGUGGCUUGGACAUUUUAUUCGAUGGACAGACUCAUAAAAUUAAAAAGUUUGUUCUGCAUACCAACUAUCCGGGGCAUUCCGAUUUUAACUCAUACAUGAAGUGCAACUUCGUGAUAUAUAGUUCUGACUCAGAUGAUGGGUCAUUUCAUCAGGAUGUGAAUAACACCUCUAAAUGUGUCAUUACACCUAGCACAAAGUGGGAGCAAGUUAAGGAAAUUCUUGGAGACAGCGGGCGAGCCGCCAUCCAAACACAAGGGUCCACCAGCAAUCCUUUUGGAUCUACAUUUGUGUAUGGAUACCCAAAUAUCGCCUUCGAGGUCAUGAAAAAUGGCUACAUUGCAACUGUAACUCUCUUCCAGUCUUAGUUUCGUCGGGCUGGUGAAAAUGUUGCUGUACAGUGGAAUGGUGAUCGGGUGCACUGUGUCUUCUCUUGUACAUAAAUUUCAAUGCUCGGAUAUAUCCUCAACAUGUAUAUCAUGGAGUAGUUGGUAAAAUGUGUCUGGUAAUAUUAACCUCUGGUAUGAACAGAUUGUUUGUAUUGAAUGUUUUUACAAAUUGGCAAAAUUAGAGGUUGCUAUUGUGCUGAA
This is a messenger RNA of Salvia hispanica, 1643 nucleotides long. Its product is annotated as PHAF1 protein At3g51130-like. The record is from RefSeq and is a predicted model, not a curated record. Lineage: Eukaryota; Viridiplantae; Streptophyta; Magnoliopsida; Lamiales; Lamiaceae.